Messenger RNA from Fusarium subglutinans, 351 nucleotides. RefSeq lists its product as uncharacterized. The coding region runs from base 1 to 351 and encodes 116 amino acids. The record is from RefSeq and is a predicted model, not a curated record. The transcript has 2 exons. NCBI's taxonomy places the organism in Eukaryota, Fungi, Ascomycota, Sordariomycetes, Hypocreales, Nectriaceae.
AUGAAGGUCUUUAUCAUGCUCGUUCUUCCCGCCCUUGCCCUUGGCGCUGCUACUCCCCAGGCUUCCGACGGGGCUCAGAUUCACACUCUCGACCUUGGUUGCCUUGGGUCUGCUGCCCCUAACAUCCUCGACUGCGUUGGCAAGAUUACCAAGAUCGAUCCCCUCGGAGCGACCAACUGUAUUACCAACUUUGUGACUGGUAUUAUCGGGUGUGUUCCUGGUCUUUCCAGCCUUGCCGAUAUUCCUGGUUUUCCCAGUCUGCCUGCUGGCGAUGGCACUGCUAGUCAGCCUACUGGUACUGCUGCCACUCCCGCCAUCCCUGGUAUUCCCUCCAUCCCUGGGCUGGUUUAA